Caenorhabditis sp. 36 PRJEB53466 is the source of this 4507-nucleotide messenger RNA. NCBI's taxonomy places the organism in Eukaryota, Metazoa, Nematoda, Chromadorea, Rhabditida, Rhabditidae. The record is from the annotation of a GenBank genome assembly.
AUGACGCAAUUUCGCUUAUUUUUUCUAUUAUCUCUGAAUUUCUUCGCUCUGGGCUCGGGUAAGGUUGGCAUUUAUCGAUAAUCCAUCGAGAAAAGUUUCUGCAGAAUAUUCUACUCGUGACGGUUGUUUUGAGGUAAUUUUUUGUAUCGAUAACGAUAAAUGUAUCCAUAAAUGUUCAGCCUACACACAGUGAAACACCUUUGAACGCCCGACAAUCAACUAAAACACUUGGUAAAACUGAAAAAAGUACGCAAAAAGUGUUCGAUUUCUAUUGUAUUGCAGACAAUGCGAGAGUUUUGGCGGGAAAAACAGGUACACAACAUUGCUGUGCACACGGCGACCAAAAACGUGCACGGUUUAUCACCAUUUUGGCGCGAAAUUCGAAAUUUAACCCAAUUUUUCAUGUUUUUCGUCAAAAAUUACCCAAAUUUUGUACGGGUUUCGACGAUGUAAUUGCAUAAUAACUUUGUUAAACUAAUCAUCGCGCACUUUUUGAGCUUAAAACGAGCAGGUUUCAUUCAGAAAAGAAUCGAUUGAAUCGAUUUUCAAAUUUUGUGCUGAAAAUGCGCGAAUUUCAGUCAUUCGCCGAUACUUUUUGCCGUUUGAACGCUUAAAAUACUUGUAUUAACGUGCUUAAUCACUUCCGACACUCACUUCGUCUCAAAACUAUCCAUAUCGGCCGGUAUGAAAAUUCCGAAAUUGCGGCGGCGAUUGGCCGCGGAGCGCGUAUUGCGAAAUAUGCGAAAAACGUCUCAAACGCGGCGUUUUCACGAAAAUUUCAAUGUUCUCUCUCUUUAGUGUCUCUUCUUUCGUCGAUAUCAAACACAAAAAUAUCGGAAAAGUGCUGGAAUUGCCGCAAUUUUCAGAAAACGCGUCUCAGAUUAAGCCACGCCCCUUUCUACACUUUUGGUCGCCGUGCGUGCAGCUGUGAGUUAUACUUUUGCGACGGAAAACGUUUCUUUUCAGAAGGCCAUAACUGUGUCUUGGUAUCGAAUUCUAAAGGCUCAGAUGCAUGUACUAGAAGAGAAACAUAUAAUAUCAAUUGCAACUUCAAAAUCGAUAAAAACUGGCAGCCAAGACUUUCUACUGUUUUAACAGCAACUUUAACCUUGAUUGUGUCGAAACUCAUUUGAUUAAUAGAUACAAUUAAGUUCUUACAAGAGUAUGAGCAAAAACUUGAAGCCUGAGUUGAUUUAGUGCAAAUUGUGAAACUGAUAAUGUUUCAGCAAAGUCUCAAAACAUGUUUCAUGUGAGCAGAGUUCAAAAUCGGUAUACCGUUCAGUUAGGCCGAUUGAUCUCAGCUGUCAGUGGAGCUAUGCAAAAAUUGUCAACAGAUAAAAUGUUUAUCAAACAAUUUUGAACAUUUUACCAGUUGACAACUUUUUGAUAUCUUCACAGACAGCUGAGAUAUCAAGGUUUGAAAAAGCAUAUGCUGCAUAGUUGUUUUUUCUCAACAGUACUUUGACAAACUUUGACUCAAAUCAUCUCCACAAACCAAAUUUUCACACUCUUUGGGUUUAAACCAAACUUGAAACGUGGAAAUUUCCUUCUUAUAAUCAAGCAUUCUUCAGUUCUACGUUUCACAUUCCCAACAAAUGUAUCCAAGUGAAAUGCGAUCAGCUUCGUUCAGAAAACAGAGUUUCGAAAUCGACGGAAUGAGUAAUAAAUAGAUUUGUCAAUUUUGCACACUGAAAAACGAAACGAGCUGCUAGGAGCCAGCUUCUAGCCCCCUGCGUCUCCGUUUUUCACCCGCUCUCUCGCGUUUCUCCUCAAAAUUCAGCUCCCUCCGAUACUUCUUCUUCUCCGCUUCUUCUUCUUCUUCUUCUUCUUCUUUUUUUCUGUUUUCCCCUCUCGCCCUCAUCCGGGGGGCUCUUAGAGCACCCUUUGUUGACUUUCUUUCGGCAUGAAGCCGUCAACUUCGACCAGUAAUCAGGCUGUCAGAUCUCCGCUUAUCACUCCGUCGCCCAAAAAAGAGAUUGGCAAAGGGACAAAGUCAUCGGGGACCGCUUCCGGAGCCGCGGGAUUUCUUGGCAAUUGGCAGGUGAGCGAGCAAAAAUCGAAUGCGGGUGGGUGCGCUCGAACCUGCGGACCAACCGGGUGGCAGGCAAAAGGGUUAGCCACUCGGCCACGCACACAUCCACUGGGAACACGUGAACAGUGAAGAAUCACUGAAGGAUUAGAUACGCUAACCACUGAGCGUGGAACAAUUGGUAACUGAAAUCCCGUUUCGCCGAUUACUGAUUACUCAGUGAUUCCUCACUUCCCCGCGUUUUCAUCAUGUUCUUCCCGUUCCCCCGUUUUACUCGAGUUUCACUUGAACCAAGGGUAAAAAAGUACGUCGAUGUGAUGGUUCAAAUAAAAAUUAUCGGAAAAUUGAGAACAAGUAGUUUUAAUUUUUUCCGUGAGAUCAUGACAAAAACAGGACGCUUCAUGGAUUUCACGGAUUUUACGGAUUUUACGGAAUUUACGGAUUUUACGGCUUUUUGAUACCGUAAAUUUGCGUUUUUACGGAUCCGUUAACAAAAAAAUUUUACGACGCCCCGCCCUGACGGUGAUCCCAAACAGUUGGCCACGCCCACAAGUUCGGAACUGCCCUGGCGGAAAGCCACGCCCACAAAGGUAUAUAAGGCUGGUAAGGCCUGAGAGAGCCCUGAAAAAGGCCCGGAAGGUUUUCCUGAACAGGAUAAUCUUAUCUGGUAAGGCCUGAGAGAGCCUUGAAAAAAGCUUAGUUGCCGAUUGUUCCACGCUCAGUGGUUAGCGUAUCUUAUCCUUCAGUGAUUCUUCCAGACUUGCAACGGGCCGGGCCGGGCCAAAAUUGCAAAUUUUCCGGCCCGGCCCGGCUCGGCCCGGUCGGCCCGGGAGGAUGCACCUAAAAAUUCAAAGCGAACUAGAACUUCGAAACGAACAUAAUUUUAUAGACUUAAAAUUUUAUAGACUUAAAAAGGCAAUGUUAUAGCAUAAAAACCUGUUAAAAAAUAGAAAUUGCUGUUUAAAGUCGCAAAAUUUUCACAAAAAUUACGAAAAUUUUCUCAAGAGUGGGCGGAGCCGGGCCGACCGGGCCGGGCCGUGCCGACGAUUUGCUGGCCCGGGAUUUGGCAAGUCUGGUUAAAAAAAAACUUUCCUCAGCCAUUUUCAAACUUUUUUAAACUUUUCGAGGCGCCACUUUAGAAAUAAGGAAAGUUUGAGAAAGGCUUGAAAAAGUUUUGACCGCUUGAAAAAGUUUAAGAAUUUCUUAGAAAAGUUUUUUGUCUUGAGAAAGUUUAGAAAAGUUUGAAAAUGGCUGAGGAAAUUUUUCAAUUUUACCAGAGAAGUCUGGAUUCGUCGGUGUUCGCGUUAACCCCUCGGAGGGCGCUGAAGACAGCGCGCGAUUAGUCAAUUAUCUCGAGCUGGCGCCAAACCAAUAAUUUGCAAUUUUCAGGAUGAAACGAAUCAUUCGCAAGGCGGACAAGACUUCGCGCGGCUCAUACACUCUCGAUACCUUUCCGACAAAGAGAAGAUACUCCUGGACGCGCUGACCGAGUACAAACGAGUCGGCUACAAAAGAAGUAUUUGCGCGAAUUUCCGCGAUCACUUUCACAAAUUUGCACAUUUUAGCACUUGCAAAAAUCGUCGCGAUGAUAUUUGUGUGCGUAUUCUUGCUCGCUUUCACCGUCGUCUCAAUUGGAUGCUGGUCGGAGCAUCUGGAGCUCACCGAGCAUUUGGGUGUGUACGAUGAGCGAUAUGUGAGGACUAGGAAGGUGAAUUUAAUUCGAAAAAUUGUCAUGCACCAUAAAAAUUACAUAUUUUAACAUAUCUUGCGCUUAAAAAAUUAUUAUUGGCGCCCACAAUCGCUCUAUCGAGAGACAACUGAACAAAAACACAUUUUCACGGUUUAUUUCGCACAAAAGCCAUAUUUUGCAAUUAAAAUUUGAAUUUCCCACCGAAAUGCUGCCGUGUGCGGCGGAGCGCACUUGCGCCCAUUGUCAGUUCUGGAGACCGUGUGUAGUGAGGCAACAUUUCCCCGAAUGCCAACAAUUUUGAACUGUUUCAAAUUUGGCGGCCGGGGGACUAGAAAACUCCGCCUGCCGUGAAAGGCCAGCAAAAUUCGGAGAAGUUUUCUCAGAAUUUGGGACGCUAUUGAUCUUUUUCUAAAAACUAGACAUUGUUUUUAGUGUACGACACCGCAAAAUCGAGACGUUUGAAAUUUGCAGCGAAAUCAGAGCGAAGUGGAGCUGGAUUGUCCGUUGAUCGGGUUCGUAGGCAGUUUCUGGUCGCCGCAAAGUUCGCACGUGGAUCUUUUCGGCAAAAUCAUCUCGAUUAUUUCGAUACGAAAGCUGAUACAGGUGAGAAAAGUGUCCACAAGUUGGUACACCUCAAUUUUCCAUUAUUACAGCUCAUAAUUCGUCUAAUUCGUAGCAUCCGUCUGAAAACGACCACUGAGGCAGAGGCGCGGAAGCACGUCGACGAAACGCAAAAGGAUCUCAACGGCCUCGCCGAGUCGAUAAUUGAAACUUUGUGUGAAGUGUAA